Messenger RNA from Synchytrium microbalum, 2262 nucleotides. RefSeq lists its product as uncharacterized. The transcript is spliced from 12 exons. NCBI's taxonomy places the organism in Eukaryota, Fungi, Chytridiomycota, Chytridiomycetes, Synchytriales, Synchytriaceae. The record is from RefSeq and is a predicted model, not a curated record. Bases 1 to 2262 code for a protein of 753 amino acids.
AUGCUAGAGAGUUCUGGACUUCGUAACUUGCUCAGUCAAAAGGAGAGGGAGUUGCGCGAAGUAUACGAUCUGAAUGUUUCCAAGCUGGAACAGGCCGUCCAUGAGAAGGACGCUGAGAUCAAUCAACUCAAAACUCGAUUCCAAAGUCUUCAAGAUGAUUUUCUGUACAAUUUGAACUUAUUGGAAGAAAGAGAUAAAGAAUUGGAACGAUUCGAGACGUCCGAGGACCAAUUCAAGACUGAUGUACAUGAUCGUGAGGCUCGAAUCAGUGAACUCAAAAUCGUCAUUGCCGACAAGGCUUCAGAAAUAUCCAAUUUACGUGCGUUGGUACAGGCUCAAGAACAGCACGAGAUUGAAGCCAUCCGGAAACUACGCCGAGAACAUGAACUCGCAGUUCAGAGUUACGAAAACGCUCAACGUGCUCGGGACGAUAGAUCCGACGAAGAGAAAACAGAGCUAAUCAUGCAAUUACGUACAGCUGCGCAAGAUUUCGAUCUGCUCAAGCAAACACAUACAGCCGAUCUAGAUAGAAUACGUCGCGACCAUGAGCUAGAUAUACGGCUCAUCAAACAAGACUCAGAUCAGCGGUUGCUUGAUGCUGAACAUGGAGUCGCAACAGCUUUGGGUGAAUUGUCUGCUGCUAAAAUGGCGCGAGAUGCACUUGAGGACAAGUUACAACAGCAGCUUGAACACAAUCGUAAUCUAGAUCAGAGAUUACGGCAGUCUCAGUGGGAGAUGGCAGAUCUAGUCAAGAGUCAUGCUGUGAAAGUUGCUGAAUUAGAAGUGACUUUAAAUCAAGUCUUGUCAAAGCAAGAGGAUGACAAGAGAGCGAAUGAAGAGUUGCGUGUUCGUUUGCAAACAGAGUCGGAUCGUAGUCAAAAGAACCUGGAGCACGAAAAGAUAGUCUUGACGGACAGACUGUCUCAUGUAACAGCCAAACUGAAUGAAGCCGUCUCAUUGAAUACAGCGAACUCGAGCCAAUCUCACUCAUCAAUCACAAUGUUGAAGGCAACGAUUGAAGAACAAGCUGAUCGAAUGCAAGCUCUAGACUCGGAAGUGGCCAAGCUGAGGUUGGAGCUCAAGGACUCGCAGGCAUCCCAACAGCAUCAUAUAUCAAGACGUGAUGCAGAUUUACAUCAUUUAACAGAACGGCUGCAACGUACUGAAGCUGAGAAUGUAGAGUUGCAUCAAAAGAUUAAUUUGUACAAGCAGGAGAUUUCCAAGAGGAUGGAAGUUGAGGGUGCUCUGAAUAGGAGUAUGACUGAGCAGAAUAUGGAAUGGGAGAGGAGAUAUGAUGAGCUGAUGCGAAAGAGGUACUGGGAACAAGAAGACUUUAUUCGUUCUGUAGUUGCUUCUAAGGAUCGUGCUGAAGCCGACCUCAAACUUUUGAGAUCUCGCUUGGAUCACGCUGAUACUCAAGGUCUAGCAGCGGAAACAGAUGCAUGGAUUCAAUCUAUGGAGGGAGAAAACCAAAUGCUCAAGGGUCGUAUUGACGAGCUCAUGAUACAAAAUGACCAGCUUGCUACAGUCGUGCAUCAAAUGAAGGAGGACAUGGCCUCGCUAUAUCACAAUAAUAGUAUGGCCGCACAUAAACCGAGUGAAGAUGAGCUGGCUCCUCUUCAUCGUCUUUUGGCACAAAAGCAAGCAUUGAUUGAUGACUUGCUCGAGGCUCAAACUCGCCUACAUGAGCGGACUCGUGCCUCCCUCGUAUUUAAGGAGAAUGUCAGACCCGUGCUACCUGAUACCCAACCAUCAUCUACAAAUAAAACACCGGAUGCCUUGCAGCACGAGAAUGCUCAACUACGAGCUCAAUUACGAUCUGCUGCUUCAGAUCUCAAGAAGCUAGCUGGUGAACGCAUCAAGCUCAUGGACAUGAGCAAUGCACUACGAGCCGAGUUACGAAUGCUUCGAGAAUCUGCAACAACAGAUGAAGAUAUCGAAGCUGUAAACAAUAUGAACGAUGCAGCUGUAAAAACUCGUACACGAUCUGCAGUUCGUGUGAAACCUUUAGGAAGUUCCACCAAAACGGGUACGAAACGAGUAGUUGUAGUAACUUCUACCACACCUGCUGCCACUAUGAAUGGUAGUCAUAAUAGUAGACCUGCUGCUGCGGUGAUAAUUGGAUCUGCUCCCAUUUCAACGCGGCCUGGAAGGACGAGGAUCGGUGAAUCUCCUAUGGAUCCUAUGGAGAAGGAGUCAUUGCGUAAAGCUGAUUUGAGGACUAGAGGGAUUCGGAAUUGGAAUGAUAAGGACGAUUUGUAG